AAUGUGCUGAAGAUUUUGUCUGUUUCUCCUUCUUUGGUUUGUUGACCUUAUGGAAGAUCAAUCCAGGCGGAGUUCUGUCUGUCUGGACACAUUAUAAUGGAUUAGAGAUUAUGCUGAUGUUGAGUGUGGCUUCAUGACUGCAGGAUUAUCUCUGAAGUGGGUGUGGAUGUGUGUGCGCGCAUGUACGGAGAUCCCGAGCUAAGUUGAGCUGAUGCAGUGUGUUAUACAGUGGGCAUGGAGGAACGUCGUGCCCUGAAGGGGUGUGGCUGUUCAAACCUCUUUCAGAAAGUUUUGGCCACGUGUGAAUGCUACUCCAUCAGAGAUCAAGAGUCUUUCUCAGGACUCACUGAUGUCACUCCAGACACUUCUGCCCACUUUGUUCCCCCUGGUGACCUAUCUCCCAUCUCCUCUGGUGACCACUGGCCAGCAGCCCCAAGCACUCAAACCCCCUCAUCUCCCCAGCACUCUGUCAAAGCUCUGAGGCAGUGGCUGAGUGGCCCCUUCUGCAGGUUCAGCCUGGGACAAAGGAGCAAAGGCCAGAGGCCAGAGGUCAGAAAUAACCCAGAUCGACGGCCCUUCCCGUUUGUGCCGCUCUCACACAGCUAUAGUACAGUGAGCACUGCGCAGGAGUCCAGUUGCCAGUCACCUACAGAUGGACCACCGGAAUUGAACGGGGCUUCAGAAGUCAAAGUAGCUGAUGAUUCAGUUUAUCCCAGCCACAUAACUGAUCUCAUACAGAACCAUCAUUCCUGCCAACUGCUCCCUGGUGAAGGCAGUUCCUCUGUGACUGAUGAGAAAUUCAGCCAAUCAGUGGGUCUUGAAGACAGUGAAGAGGACAGAAAGAAUGCCUUAGAAAAAAGCAUAUAUGUUCUAUCAGAGCUGGUAGAGACAGAAAGGCUAUAUGUGGAAGAUCUAGGCCUCAUAGUUGAGGGCUACAUGGCCACUAUGAGUAACAGUGGAGUUCCAGAGUAUAUGAAAGGCAAAGAUAAAAUAGUAUUUGGAAAUGUUCACCAAAUCUAUGACUGGCAUAAGGACUACUUCCUUGGUGAACUGAAGAAGUGUGUGUCUAAUCCAGAGCAGCUGGGGCAGCUCUUCAUCAAACAUGAGCGGCGUCUUCACAUGUACGUGGUGUACUGCCAAAACAAGCCCAAGUCUGAGUGCAUUGUCUCAGAGUACAUAGACACCUAUUUUGAGGAUUUAAGACAGCAGUUGGGCCACAGGCUGCAGCUGAAUGACCUGCUGAUUAAACCUGUUCAGAGGAUCAUGAAGUAUCAGCUUCUACUCAAGGACUUCUUGAAGUAUUAUGUUAAAACAGGGAAACACACAGAAGAACUUGAGAGCGCGGUUGAGGUGAUGUGUUUUGUUCCUAAGCGAUGUAAUGAUAUGAUGAAUGUUGGGAGACUGCAAGGUUUUGAGGGGAAGAUAACAGCUCAGGGAAAACUGCUUCAGCAAGACACUUUCGCACUCAUCGAACAGGAAACUGGCGUCCUGCCCCGCCCCAAACAGAGGCAGGUAUUCCUUUUUGAGCAGCUCGUCAUCCUCAGCGAGCCAAUCGACCGCAAGAAAGAAUUCUCUCUGCCAGGAUACAUCUACAAGAACAGCAUCAAGGUGAGCUGCUUGGGAAUAGAGCACCGUUGCCCUGAUGACCUGUGUCGGUUGGUUCUGACAUCUCGUGCUGCCAGUGGAGAUGUGCAGCGGUUUGUCCUUCAGGCUCCGUCUCCAGAAGUCAGACUGUCUUGGGCCAAUGACAUUAUUCAGAUUCUGGAAACGCAGCACAACUUCCUCAAUGCCCUGCAGUCUCCUAUCGAGUAUCAGAAGCGUGAGAGUAAGUCGCUCAGUCUGGGCAGAGGCAUUAGGACAUCAACUUCUGUGAACUCCGCCCUCGGACCCUAUAGCUCCACCUCCAUCGACAGCCAGAAGCACCCAUGCCUGCGAACCUGCAACUCCUCACUGCCCACUAUGAUCCUGUCUAAACAAUAGGAUGUCCUCUGAUGACUGCGUAGUGGGACACAUGCUGUUUUGUGGACUCAUCUCUUGGAGUGUCUCCUCCUCAGCUCCCUCUCUCUCACUUCCAUGCUUCUCUUUCGGGCUCUUUUUAGUAGUUUUGCAUUUUGUAGGCUUAGAGAACAAAGUCAAUUUCAGUUUAAGAUCCAAAACUGAAAUUGACUUUGUUCUCUAAGCCUACACUCCAUGUGCUCUCCAUUACUCUAUGACUUCAUUAUGUCCUUUAAUAUAAAGUUUUUUUUAAAUAAUAUCAAUGACUUCCCAGACCUGUUCCUGAAUAGGAAUUCAGAAUUUGAAUUCCAACCAUUUUUUCAGUCAUUCUGAGUGGUUUGAUAUGAAAUGGCAAAUUUUGUUGAAAUUGACAGACUCAUUUCUUUACAGUGAUGGUGACAGGAACCAGGGGUCACAGCAUAUACAGUACUAAUACAGUCACUUUAUUUACUAUCCAAAAUGAACAGUGAAGCUACAGCACAUGCAUCUCUUGAGUUUUAAUAAUGUAAUAUUGAUAAUAGUAAAAAAAACAAAAAAUGUCCAAAUCUGAAAACAUUUUUUUGACUAUUUUGCUUCACAGCACCCUGCAUUAAUGUCUACAGCAGGAAUGGAAUAAUUUUAGACCAAAGACUCAUGUGAAAUUGUACUGUACUAUUACAAACUGUGUUUCAGCCAUUAGUCAGUAUAUUCCUAUUAGACCCUGACGGAGAAGCGGCUUAGAAAAUGGAUGGAUGGAUGGAUUCCUAACCAUUUAAUUUAAUAACUAGCUUUUAGAGGCAUAAAUGCUUUGCAUGUCUGGUUCCUACCACCACCACUCAGUUCUCAGUAAGUCUUAGUAAGAUUCUCUAGAACACAACAUUUCACAUGAAACCACUCUGAAUGACAUUUGUUUACACCUAAACCAUUUACUUAAGCAGAAAUCAGUUGAAUUCCACUUUAAGCACUGUUUUCUUUUUUCAUGAAUAUCUCACUGCAGUCAAACAGGUUAAAGUGACCAUAUUUUGCAAACAACCACAAAUAGCUAUUAACACCUGUCUGGCAGCACAACAGCAAAUGCAUUCUUUCACUACCUUACAUUAGAUAAGAUCGCUAGAUAAGAUUUUACAGCAAUGACUUGGCACAGCCAGAAGAGUGAAAAAAAAAACAAAUAAACUGUUUAACCACUUCAAAAUAAAGACAGCAUUUGUAUAAUCCAUCCACUGUUUAACUGUAGUCUGUCAAUUAUUAAUAAAUUGUAAAUAGUUGACACAACUACAUGGUUAGAAAUGAAAUAGGUUGUAUAGAAUGCCAAUAUAAUUUGUGGUGGUCUGGGUAAUGUCAGACAUGUGAAGUCAAAGACAUCACCAGAUUUCUCACUUCUUAUAUUGUCAGAACCUGCAGUAAUGUUUAGUUUGCAGUUAACUGUAGUCUUAGUAUUGAUUUAAUAAUGAAUCUUGAAUCUUUGAAUAAACAAAUUUUAAAAUAAUCACAGAUGACCCUAACCCUAACCCUAACCCUUACAAAUAUCGUCUUAGUAGGUACAUUGCUGUCUGUUGAAGGUACUAUAGUAAUUCUAGAAAACGAAUACUAAGAAUAGGGAGACAAUCUCAUGCCUUAUAUGCAAUAAAAGACUGUGGAGUUGUAAGUUUCAAAACAUGCCCUUCAGUCAUAUACAGAAGCUAAGAUGCAAAAUGUGAUGUGACAUCACAAAAACCAAAACAUUUUCACAUAUCUACCUAUUCAACCAACACUAAGGCCAAAAGUAUUCAGACACCAUCAGACAUACUCCCAGGUCCAUAAUAAUAAAUACAAAGAUUAUACACUGCAAAAAAUAAAGGGAACACUCAAAUAACACAUCC
Pygocentrus nattereri (red-bellied piranha) is the source of this 3833-nucleotide messenger RNA. It is a transcript of the gene arhgef25b, whose product is annotated as Rho guanine nucleotide exchange factor (GEF) 25b. The transcript has 15 exons. Lineage: Eukaryota; Metazoa; Chordata; Actinopteri; Characiformes; Serrasalmidae. Bases 235 to 1980 code for a protein of 581 amino acids. Gene Ontology annotation, cellular component: cytoplasm; plasma membrane. Gene Ontology annotation, biological process: axon guidance. The record is from RefSeq and is a predicted model, not a curated record. Gene Ontology annotation, molecular function: guanyl-nucleotide exchange factor activity.